ACCCACAGCCGUUUUGCAAUCGUGUAGUACCAUUUCCUUAAACAUAAGGCAGAAUUCUCACUCUAGUCCUUAUUCAAAGUGUUAGUGGAAGUUUAUAGGACGGCUCCUAACCACCUAUUUUUGGAAGCUUCAUACAACCAAUCGAGAAUCAGAGAAAUUUUGCAUUAUCUGUGCCGAAUUCUGAACUCAAUUUGAGGAGGAAGCAAAGUCAGAGUGACGUUCACACACAGAAAGAAGAUGGGGACGCCGGUAGUUUUCUUUCCCCACCUAAAUAUUUCUUGCCCAAAGGAAAAGACGUUUUACAAAGUAAUUCAAGCUACAGGAAAAGAAGAUACGAGCAAAGAAUCCAAAAGCAGAACAAAGGAAAAGAGAAACAGACUGAGCCUUCUCCUACAGAAACCUGAACUCCAUGAAGAUGUCAAUCCACAUAGAGUUGGGAGUUUAGCAAAGGAGGAAAGUGUCUCUCCUGAAGAAGCAAUGAAAUGGGGCGAAUCGUUUGACAGCCUGCUUUCUCAUAAAGAAGGAUUGAAUGCCUUUACAAAGUUCCUCAAAACCGAGUUCAGUGAAGAAAACAUUGAGUUUUGGAUAGCCUGUGAAGAGUUCAAGAAAAUCAAGGAUGCUAAGCAGAUGGUCCUGAAAGCCAAGGCAAUUUAUCAGCGAUUCGUAAAGAACAACGCUCCAAAAGAGGUGAAUCUUGACUUCCAUACCAAAGAAGUCAUUGGUAAAAGCAUCGCUCAACCCACCCCGCACUGUUUUGAUGUCGGACAGACCACAGUUUAUCGACUGAUGGAGCAAGACAGUUACACGCGAUUUCUCCGAUCUGACAUUUAUUUAGACGUGCUCAAGGGAAGCCCUCCGCAAACCACAAACCUUAGAAGGCGAUCACGCUCAUUUACCUUCAAUGAAUUCCAGGAUGUGAAGUCUGAUUUUGCUAUUUGGUUAUAAAAUCUCUUUAUUUUCCCAUUUUUUUUGUUUAGAAGCCAUUGAACUUGAUGCAGAAGAAUAUGUUAACUAAUCAGUUAAUCUCUUGAAAUAGAAAUCUUCAAGUUGAUGGAGCUAUAAAUGUAUAUGUGGUAAUACUUGUAUAGAUAUAUUAUGUAAAAGUACAGUUUCUGUCACUUUACUACUACAUAACGGGCCAAAGGCCUAUCUUUUUACAAAGCAUCAGUCUCUGUGGAUAUAUGGUAACUAAGAUUUCAUUAAGGGUUAUUGAAAUAUAUUUUCUAAGUUGUUCACUUUUCCCAACCUGUAAAAUAUGGUUAUGUAUAAUGUUCAAAAUUACCCAUCGACAAGGUACAAAUAGUGACUUUAAAAUGUCCUUGCACUCAGAUUUAAGGGGCCAGUUUUUUUUUAAUGGUAUCUGUUCAACUCUUACUAUGUGCAAGGCGCUAUACUAAGCCCUGUGGUAGAUA
This is a messenger RNA of Ornithorhynchus anatinus (platypus), 1412 nucleotides long. It is a transcript of the gene RGS18, whose product is annotated as regulator of G protein signaling 18. The record is from RefSeq and is a predicted model, not a curated record. The coding region runs from base 238 to 945 and encodes 235 amino acids. The transcript is spliced from 5 exons. NCBI's taxonomy places the organism in Eukaryota, Metazoa, Chordata, Mammalia, Monotremata, Ornithorhynchidae.